UAAUUAAAGGGUGAUAAUAUUACAAGGAUUGAUCUGUCGGCAGUCGGACGCGGGCCUGACGGGGCGCAAGAUCAUCGUGGACACGUACGGCGGCUGGGGCGCGCACGGCGGCGGCGCGUUCUCGGGCAAGGACUUCACCAAGGUCGACCGCUCCGCCGCCUACGCCGCGCGCUGGGUCGCCAAGUCGCUCGUCAAAGCCGGCCUCUGCCGCCGCUGCAUGGUGCAGGUUGCGUAUGCUAUUGGUGUGGCGGAACCUCUUUCCAUUACCGUAUUCGACUAUGGAACCUCACACAAGACACAGCAGGAACUUCUUGCCAUUGUACAGAAGAACUUUGAUCUACGCCCAGGAAAAAUAGUCAAAGAAUUGAACUUGCGCGCGCCGAUCUAUCAGAGAACGAGUACCUACGGUCACUUUGGACGAGAGGGAUUCCCAUGGGAGAAUCCCAAGCCGUUGGUUGUAGAAUGACUUCGGACUUGGGCCCUAGAACAUUGUAAAUAUUCACCAGUAUAUAAACACUUAAUCUACGUGUGUCAUUGUAGUGAGACGCAAGUAUGUCGCAGGUGUCUCUCUUUUUAGAAGAUUAAUGUUUACGUGAACCAAACCUCGUCAAUGGAACUGUGCGUCGGCCGUGGGCCUCAUCACGGUUGCAUUUACGAGUCUCAUCGUAAUAAUUAAGUAUUCACUAGUUAGUUGAUAGGAUCAACACGGUGCCGACAUUUCUGAAUUUGAGUUAGUUCACGGGUUUUAACGGCAGUCUUAUUGUUUAAGAUUACAAUAUGUUCCUUUAUGAUUGAUGAGUUUUGUGAUCUGUAUUUUAUAUUUACACUGCCCAAUUUUAACUUAGAUUAAUGAAUUGUCCAGUGACACUGGCAUAAUUUGUCUAUAUGAAAUUUGACAAUGUUUAAACAGAGGACUGCCUACAAUCUCGAAUGUUGUUUCAUUGUGAGCUUUACGAUAUAAGUUCAACGAUUGUAUAGUAGAGUAGACUACUUCUCUGGUGUUGUCACAGUGGAGUGAGUGCCUGAGAGUGGCCACACUCGCCCUUACUCACUUCACUGCAAAGGUAGUACGACGCGCGAGCUGCUUGCCAUUGUUUUUGUAUUUCUUUAUGUUGUUUUGUUUCCAUGUCUGUGCACUUAGUUUAUUAAACAUAUUCCUAUAUAGUUAAUUAUCACCCGACAUCUCUCGCGUCGUGCAAUUUGUGUUGUGUUUCCGAAAAGGAUUGAAGAGGAAAAGAGCCAUUUUGAAAACACACCGACUGUACCAGGGCAGUAGUGCACUGUGCAUUUAUUCCUAAUUAUGAUAAUUGUAAUUCCGCUGUAGGUGUAAUUAGGCAGAAUUCUAACCGUACAUUUGACAUUUAGGAAUUAACUUAGUUUAUUUGAUAGGACGGUUAGUAAGUCUUUGUGAUUAUAUUUUUGAUCUGUUGCAACUUCGACCUGUUAAAGUUGAACUAAUUAACGUACUGUGGAUUUAUCAAUUUGAGAGAUUGUGGAAUUUAACUAAUAAAUUAUGUUCUUCCGGAACAUUUCCGGGGUA
Messenger RNA from Manduca sexta (tobacco hornworm), 1540 nucleotides. Its product is annotated as S-adenosylmethionine synthase-like. The coding region runs from base 218 to 466 and encodes 82 amino acids. NCBI's taxonomy places the organism in Eukaryota, Metazoa, Arthropoda, Insecta, Lepidoptera, Sphingidae. Gene Ontology annotation, molecular function: methionine adenosyltransferase activity; ATP binding. Gene Ontology annotation, biological process: S-adenosylmethionine biosynthetic process. The transcript is spliced from 3 exons. Gene Ontology annotation, cellular component: cytosol. The record is from RefSeq and is a predicted model, not a curated record.